UUUGUUGUGAUGAUGUGUUCGUAGAUCCUUUUAAGUUAGCUCAAUGAAAAACAGCCGGUUCUUACGCAAAAAUAUUAUUAUUUACACAAGUAAUGAGACAGAAUAUACCUGAAAAUGUCUUUUAUACAAGAUACGAUCAUCAUUCUUGCUUCCCAAUUAACUUUCUUUGUUGGAGCAUGGAUAUUUUUUAUGAAACAGUUAUUUAAAAACUAUGAAGUACGACACAUUAUGGUUCAGCUCAUAUUUUCCAUAACUCUUACACUCUCGUGCACAAUGUUUGAAUUAAUUAUAUUCGAAAUACUAGGAUUUCUGGAUUCUACUUCACGAUAUUUUUAUUGGUAUGUAAUGUUAUAUUUGAUGCUUUUUGUUGUAAUUGUACUAAAUCCAUUCUAUAUUGGGUAUUACUGCAUCAGUAAUGUACAUUAUGUUAAACCAGAUUAUGUAAAACGUCUAACAGUACUUGUUUGGAUAAUAUUUCUUAUAAUAUUUUGGAAAAUUGGAGAUCCAUUUCCAAUAAUGAAUCCCAAACAGGGCGUUCUUUCCAUGGAACAAUUGGUAUCCAGAAUUGGAGUGAUUGGAGUCACUGUUAUGGCAUUAUUAUCCGGAUUUGGAGCUGUUAAUUACCCUUAUACUUCUAUGGCAUAUUUUAUAAGAGAAGUUUCUGAAACUGAUGUUCUGAAUGUGGACAAGAGGUUGAUGCAGACUAUGGAUAUGAUUGUAAUAAGGAAGAAAAGGUUAGCAAUUGCUAAAAAACAGUCAAAGGAAAAAGUUAAUGACACUUCAAAAAGGAAAGGGCUUUGGUCCAUUUUAUCAUCUGUUGGAGUAAACAAAAGUGAAGAAAAUAUUGUUCAACUACGAUUGGAAAUAGAAGGAUUAGAGGCUUUAAGUAGAACCCUAUUUCUAGAAGUCCAUGAAAAUAGAAAUAUGUUAGAAAGAAUAGAGUGGUCAAAAACAUGGAAAGGAAUAUAUUUUAAUUUCCUUGGUUACAUUUUUUCUGGAUACUGUUUAUGGAAAAUAUUUAUAUGUACAAUAAAUAUUGUAUUUGAUAGAGUAGGUAAAAAAGAUCCAGUAACCAGAGGCAUAGAAAUAGCAGUACAUUGGAUGGGUUGGAAUUUUGAUAUAAAUUUUUGGUCACAGCAAGUGUCUUUUUAUCUGAUUGGUUGCAUUGUUGUUACUUCUAUUAGAGGAUUUAUUAUUACAUUAACAAAGUUCUUCAACCGGAUGUCGUCCAGUAAAAGUUCGAACGUAAUUGUGUUAGUUCUGGCUCAAAUAAUGGGAAUGUAUUUUGUAUCGUCUGUACUGCUUUUAAGGAUGAACAUGCCUGUUCAGUAUCGAACUAUCAUUACCCAAGUGUUAGGUGCCUUACAAUUUAAUUUUUACCAUCGCUGGUUUGACGUCAUCUUUCUAGUGAGCGCUCUUGGAAGUAUCAUUACCCUAUAUGUAGCCCAUAAAGAGCCUAUUAGAGAUAAUGUUUAAAUAUCCCAGUAUGCAAUAAUUUAAUAAAUAAUUAUAAACACAAUUUUAAUGGUUUAAAUUUACUAAUAUUCGUAUUUGCAAAGCAUUUUUAAAUAGUUAUCUACAUGAUUAUAAUAAUGUAUGUCAUUGCGUCAAAGUUUGGAGAAAUUUUUAGAGGUUACCAGCCAAGGGAUUUUGUUCAAUGGGGGUUGUAUAUUGCAAUUGCAUUUAUGACAUCUCUGUCAGGAUCUUUCACA
This is a messenger RNA of Psylliodes chrysocephalus, 1712 nucleotides long. Lineage: Eukaryota; Metazoa; Arthropoda; Insecta; Coleoptera; Chrysomelidae. The record is from the annotation of a GenBank genome assembly.